AGGGUAGGAGCCCAGAUCCUCUCCACCUCUGGCCGAGCGCCGGGCCGGAGGACUCUAGACGAGGUGCGGGUGGAGUGGGGGAGGUUACAAGGUGGGCUGGUCAGCGCUUCUCUCCGCCUCCUUUCCUUCAAUCCUCCCUCUCUCCUCCCUCCACCCCCCCCCAGUUCUCCCGCAGGCAGGCGGGCUAAGCCUGAGCUGUUUGGUUUGCUCCUCCCUUCUAGGGUAGGUGGGGCCGCCUCGGGCUCCCAGAGCUAGGAGGAGGGGGGAGGGGUCUCUCUGUCGGCGUCUCCUCCUCCUCGCGACCAUAGAGCCCAACGCUUCGCCACCGGGAGCGGGCUCCUAGUGCAUUGAGUCUAGCUAACCCGAUUGAAGACAAGCGGGUGCAGGGGCGAAGCCGAAGCUGGAGGCAGGACGCAGCGGAGACGGGACCUGCGUGCAGCUGGGUGGUGUUUGGGGGGGCUAGGUUAAGGCUGCCACAUCGAAGCAGAUGGCGAGUAGUAACUGGUCCGGUGAGGGUCUUCCUCGGCCGCGGGGCCAUUGAGACCUGCAGAUGCCGGAGCCUUUCUCCUAGACCGAAGAGCCCGCCCUUUGCUCGGAGCAGUGAAAUUUCUCCGCCUCUUGCCCGAAGCGAGACGGGCGCUCGGAGCCCCAGGUGCGUUUUGGAGAGAAGCCGAGAGCCGUGCACCCCAAGCCCGAUUGUCUACGGAGAACAGGCUGCUGUGUAGCCCGGAGUCCAGCAGGUGCCGGCUCUAGCUCUCUCACCCCACCUCCGGGCCAGGGGAAGAGACGCCAGGGGCGUCCAGCUGCUCCUCCCAGCCAAGGCAGAGGUGUUCUUUGGAGUGUGUUGGAAGGGGAAAAAAACACAACUUACCAGAGAUGCAGCGGUGACCCAGGAGCUAGUGCGAGGAAGCGAGAGAGAGGGGAGGGGGAGGAAAAAAGUCGCUUCUCCGCCUCCUCCCCACCCUAAGGUGUCCAGCGUCUCCGACUCGGAUCCGCGAUGGCCAAGAACACGUCGGAAGGGCCGGCCAAGGAGGAUCUGAGCAAGGUUCCGGACGAGGAACUGCUACGUUGGAGCAAAGAAGAGCUGGCGCGGCGGUUGCGGCGGGCAGAGGGCGAGAAGAUGGGCCUCAUGGUGGAACAUGGGAACCUGAUGAAGGACGUAAACCGGCGGCUGCAGUUGCACCUCCAUGAGAUCCGCGGCCUCAAGGAGGUCAACCAGAAACUGCAGGACGACAACCAUGAGCUGCGGGAGCUCUGCUGCUUCCUGGACGACGACCGGCAAAAAGGCAAGAAGCUGUCGCGCGAAUGGCAGCGCUUCGGACGCCACACGGCCGGCGUGCUGUGGAAGGAGGUGGCCCUGUCCCAGCAAAAGCUGCGGGAGUUGGAGGCCCGCCAGGAGGCCCUGCUGCGGGAGAACCUGGAGCUCAAGGAGAUCGUGCUCAUGCUAGACGAGGAGCGCAGUGGCGCCGGCUCCCGUAGCUCCAUCGACAGCCAGGCCAGCCUCACCAACCUGGCUGGGGGCUCCGGCGGUGCGGGGCCCCGCGACGUGGGCGACGGCAGCAGCACAUCCAGCACUGGCAGCGGCGGCAGCCCAGACCAUCACCAUCACCCGCUGCACCCUCACGGGCACCUGCCGCCGCCAGGCCCCCAGCAGCCUCAGCAGCCUGCCGCCCCCGCACCCCCCCUUCACAAAGCAGCGGACGCCAAGGCUGGUGCCACCAGAAGAUCCUUGGACGACCUAUCUGCGCCCCUGCACCAUCGGAGCAUCUCUAAUGGACUCAACGAUUCCUCUUGUAAUUACAUCAGACAGUUGGAAACGAAAGUGAAACUGCUGGAGGAUGAUAACAAGCUUCUCUCUCAGCAGUCCAGUUCUGGGGACUUCAGGACUCUCCGGAAGGGGCUGUCCCCAUAUCACUCAGAGUCACAGCUGUCAUCGUUGCCGCAGUACCAGGAUGCCCUGCAGAACGGUCCUGCUCACAUGACAGCCGAGCUCUCUUCUUCCCCUGCAGUGGGCUAUGUCCCAAUGGGACAGAAACCUGAGGCAGUAGUGCAUGCUAUGAAGGUCUUGGAAGUUCAUGAAAACCUGGACAGGCAGAUACAGGACAGUUAUGAGGAGGACCUGAGCGAAAAGGAGAAAGCAAUCGUCCGUGAAAUGUGCAAUGUUGUAUGGAGAAAGCUUGGAGAUGCAGCAAGUUCCAAACCUUCCAUCCGACAGCACCUUUCGGGAAACCAGUUCAAGGGCCCCUUGUAGGACCCUCACUCCGAAGCCUGGGGCUGAGCGUGUAUGGGGAAAAUGACCUCUUAGGAACGGGACAAUCGGCGAUGUCUGCGAGGGCAAGAGCCCUCUCCUGCUCUGGCUGCCAGAAUUAUUUUUGUGGUAUCCUCUGUAAAUAUGGCAGCUUUGAGGUCCUGGGAUGGUUUUUCACUGGAGAAGCUGUCAUUUUCCACAUAGUGCAAAUAAGAGUCCUAAUAAUCUUGUUUCAGAAACACCCAGUUGAAGAGAUUUUUGGUGGCCAGUGGAGCCCCUCUUACCUGCUUAAAUAAAUGGACAACUUUUCCCAUCUCUGGUACUGACAGAACUCAUCAAGGGGAUUUUUCACAAAUGAGUUCAAAUGAGGAGCAAGUUACUGGUUGACACUGAUCAAAACAUAGCCCGGAAGUUCCACUUUCCUUUUAGGGGUUAUGUAGUUCCUGGUGUCUUGUUGGUAUGGGGAGCAAUUUCUGGUAAGCCUCCUUUGUGCUUUUAGAAUCCCAUACUUAGUCCAUCCCAGAAAGAGCCUAGUGAGAUGCUGGGCUUCUUUUGUCUACUUAGCCCAGAAGAAAGGUUACCAUGCGCUUUUCUUCCCCAUGCGAAUAACUCCUCAAGGACUACACCACCAGUUCAUGCUUAACAUUUGUCUUGACACGUGGGAUCUAGUAUUUCAGUGCUGCCCAAUCCCCCAAACCGACCUGCCUCCCUUUCAUAGUACAGGCCCCUUUUCUGCCAUAGUCAGAGCCAGGUAGUCUGAAUUCUGAAGUUGAGUCCUUAUUAGGCAAGUAAACAUCAGGGUCAACAGUGCUCUGUGAAAAAACUGAACAAUGGGUUCCUAGCUGACCAUUAGUAUCAUUUAAUUCAUAGACUAAAAUGAGCCUACAUUUUUCUUUAGCCUACUUUCCCCACCGAGUCUUGAAGAACUUUAGAUCACAUGAGUGUAGGUUUUCUCCUUCCUACACUUCCCACCAGUUCAUUUAUGGGUGUGUUUUAUUCUUGGGUGGCCUCUCCAGAGAGUGGAUGAUCUUAAGAUGAAAUAAAAUCCAUUUAUUGGGCCUUUGGUAGAAGCUUUUCUAGCAUAAAAGGACUGAGCAAGCCUUGUACUCUGCUGGCAUAAGACUGAGAAUUUAGGUAGGUUCUCCAUCAGUGGGUCACAAGCUGAUGUUCAUAAAAAAUUCAAGGAUUCAAGGAUCUGCUUCAUGGAAUUGCACCUUGCUAGGUGUCUUGAUAAUCUUGUAUCACAGGCUUCCAUAUUUCCAUUUCAAGGAUGAUUUAGUCAUAUUUAAUUGAAAGAAGAGAAAAUAAAGGUCUCUGUAGAAAGUAAGCACUGCCGCCUCAGGAAGUAUCUCAUCACACGUGCCCACAUACAUGCAUGCACAUACACACACACACAGAAUUACAUUGGAAUUUUAGAGGUUGAACCGUCUCAUCCAACCCUUAUCUGGAAAACUAUUCCCACUACCUGACAAGUGGCCACUUGGUCUUUGCUUAAAGACCUCUAGUGAGGGGGAAACCUACUAAUUCCCAAUGCAGCCCAUUCUACUUUGGGGCAUGGAGAUGGUCCUAAUUCUUAAUAAGUUUCCCCCUCAUAUCAAGCCUAAAUUUACCUUCUUGCAGUUUUUACCCAUUGCUUCUAGUAGUGUUCUCUGUGGUCAACCAUAAUAAAUCUAAUUUCUUUUAGGCACCUAUCAUGGCUCCUAUUCCAGGUCCCUUAGAUCUCUCCUCAUGGAAUAGAUACAAGGACUUUUAACCAUUCGAGUUACUGCCCUGGCCCACCCCGCCUCACCCCAGUUAAUCCAUGUCCUUUCUAAAACAUUGUAAACAGAACUGAACACCAUUCUUCAUGUGUGGUCUGACCAGGGACAAGUACAAAGAAAUGAUCACUUUACUCCCAUAAGCUAUACCGCUCUUAAUACAGCCCAAGAGAACAGCUUUUUUUGGCUGCCAUGUAUCACUGACUCAUAUUGAGCUUGGAUUUUUAAUGAAACCCCCAGACCUUUUCAGAUGAACUUGUUUAACCUUACCACCUACCUUGUAUUUGUGAUUUCUUGAAUCCUUAGUAGGAAGCAUCUCAUUAGAUUCUACCCAAUCUUCUUUCUAACCUAUCAGUACUUCUUGUCAUCUGUCAUCUACUGUACUUGGCUUACAAAGUUGCUAUGGAUGCCAUCUCUCAGUUUAUCUAAAUCUUUGAUCAAAAUAUUGACCUAGUCCAAGGUCUUGAAGUCCAAAUCCCUUGAAGCACUCCACAGACCAAUAAAGUUCAAAUGGAACUGUUAAUGACAUUGACAUACUAUGAACCACGUAUCCAAUUCUUUACCAAUUUAAUUGUUCUGGCAUCGGUUCAACAUUUCUCCAGAUGCUUUGUAAAGUGUUUUGCUAAAAAUCUAGGUAAACUAUGUGUUCCCCCUGAUGUAUCAUUAUGCUGAAAAAUGGAAAUGUCUAGUUUAGAAUGCCUUUUCUUGACCUCUUAAUUAGGAAUGAAUUUAGUUUGGAAUCAGUUCCUUCCAAGCCUUUAUUUAGAGACCCAACAGGUAGCUGGAAGUCUUCCCUUUCAGUACCUUUCCUGGUGCUGUGUAUGGGCUCUUGCACAAUUUUCAAUUCUUUUAUUCAGUAAAUAGAAAGUAAUGGAUUUGCAAGCAGGGCCAGAGAUGAGCUGAAGUGACUAGAGCCAAGAAGGAAUUUUCCAAAGUCAAAUUAAGGAGCUAUCCAAUUAAGGACUGGAUAGGAAGUCCAGCACUUGACUUGAUGCUGCAGUGGAGUAGAAAGAGUACUGAAUAGGGAGUUCAUAGACCUUUGUUCUUGACCUCCCUCAGCUAUUUGUUCAUUAUGUGGCCUACUGUCUAGGGCUAUUUCCUCAUGAUAAUUUGUCUCCCUCAGACAGAAAAUCAGGAGAAAUCAAGUGAGAGAAUGAGCAGAAAAGGACUUUGGGAAAUUGAAGGUUCUACAAAGUGAAAAGCAGUAGUACUUUUUCUGGAAGGUGGAAAAUGCUAAAAUUGAGCCACACCAAUUCAGUUUCUUGGGGAUUGGGUUAUAUCUCAGUUCUAAUAUUCUGCAUUCUAAAUCUAAAGUCCCGAUUCAUUGAUGGCCUACCAUUUUCAGUGACUCAUAGAUGGACAAAUGACAUUGACUAUUUUCUUACCCUCUUUUUUCAUUUACUUAAGGUAAAGAGGAAAUGUAGUUCUUGUGAGUCACUUCUCCUUCCUGAUGUAUUAUGAAUUUGAUUUGAAUUCCUGCCCUUAAAAAUUGAGGCAUGACAGUCCUUGAAUUUGCCCUUGAAGCCAGCAAAAUGUAACCCUGGACAAAUCCCUCACUUCCCAGGGCUCUAGGCAAUUCUCUAAGGCUACAGAGAAGGCUUAAAUUGGUAAAAGGAGUUUCCUAUACCAAAGAAAUCAGAGGUCCAGUUCCUAUCUUUAUAAUGUCUUUAAAAGUACCCAUCUUUAAAAUGAUGAAUCCAAACCUUCAUUUAUUCAUAACGUGAUUGUGAUUUCCCUCAUUUGUAUGACUUUGCGGCUCACUUCUCCCAACCAUCUUUAAGUGGUAACAAUGACUCAUGCCAUCAAUUCAAUCUCAAGAUGCAAAUAGAGGGUUUGUAAGUACAAUGUACAUUUUUGUAAUAGUUGUAAAAGUUACAGGGAGGUACAUUUCAUACCAUUAUAAGCAAGAACUAAUAGCUGCCUCAGAGAUUCCUUUAUUGGGUAUGUGACCCCUUCUGAUGUCAGUUUUUCUCAACACUUCAGAACCUACAAAUGAGAUGACAAAUUCAGUUUGAUGACAGACAUCUCUGAUGUCUAUCUGGAAACACGUUGGCUAAGACAAUUCCACCAAGAAGCAAAAAUCAACACCAAUUUGACCCAUAAAUUGGGCAGUAGCGUGACCAUUGCAACCAUCUUUUAGCUCUUGGCCUUUUUCUGUGAAUACCUGCUUCCAACCUGAGGUGCACAAGUAGAUUGGUUUUCUCACAGAAUCACCCCUGACUUUUUAGCAGCACCUUAGUAUGUCAAUUUUAAAGCCUCAAUUUGUAUCUCACUGUCAGAGCCCAAACAAGCCAGGAAUAUCUUCCAGGUUGAAGAUAGCACCCAAUGUUCCCAAGUGAAACAGGGGUUAAUGCUUUCUCUAUGGAUCUUGAGCUUCAAUUUUUUUGGGGGGGGGGGGUUACACAAAAUACCUAAUAAGAUAUGCUACUGAAGCAUAGUCUAACUAGAUUUGAAGAUACCUGAAUGCCAAUUUAAAAAUCUUUAGGCCUAGAUUCUGGUUGUACUAGUCUAAAUCUUGGCUGUCUUUUUUGGAGCAACUGUAAUUCUGAAGUUUCAUUCCAACAGUUGUACUACAGUGUUUACUACCAAGCUGUGAUGAGGUGAUCCCCUGUACCUCAGAAUCCAAACCCAUUGAGCACAAGGAGCACAUUUUUAUUCAGAUGUCAUUAGCAUUAUGUCAGUGUUUAAACAAAUGGAAAGUGACCUUUCAUCCUUUUUGAACUGGGGAGGGGAAGAAUAGUACUACUGAUCUUUUAAAGAAAGCGCUUGACUGUAAAAUGUUAAAAUUGUAUAUUUUUCAUAAAGUAGGGCAUGUCUCUGUGCUGCUCUGUGGAAAUCUGCUGGAAAAGUGUAUGAUUUCUGUAUAGUCUGUGACCUGACAGCGACCCCUCUCUAGCCCACCCCCACCCCCCAUUUUCCGUAGACUGUGAUUUUACAUGAGAACUGGAACAAGUGUGUUCCUGCUGUUUGUGUACAGAGCAAAAAGCCCUUUAGACUUUAGCACGAAUUUUUACCUUUUAUUGAAACCACUUUGAUUUUCUGGGAGGAAAAUAGAUUUUUUUUGGAUAAUGUGUCGUUAAAAACAUUGAUUUGAAAUAUUUUAGUAAAAUGAAGUCAGAGAUGAUUGUGAUAGUGUAUACUUGCAGUUAAAUGAAAUAAAGAAACUUCUUUGUAAGCAA
Monodelphis domestica (gray short-tailed opossum) is the source of this 7184-nucleotide messenger RNA. RefSeq names its product coiled-coil domain containing 85C (gene CCDC85C). The record is from RefSeq and is a predicted model, not a curated record. NCBI's taxonomy places the organism in Eukaryota, Metazoa, Chordata, Mammalia, Didelphimorphia, Didelphidae. Gene Ontology annotation, cellular component: apical junction complex.